AUGCCUUGCUUCGCUACUCAGAUCUCGAGGGUCAGCCCAAGAAAGGUACGUCCUGCCCUUGACAUGCUUGGAUCUGGCACUGAGAUUGGAUGCGGAAAAGAAACACCAGGAUGGAUUCGCCUUGCGCAGGAGCAGCAGCUUGAUCCGAGGCACAUGAUAGCUCCCCGCUGCACGGCGAUAGCGUGGUCAUGCGUCAUAUACAGAGCGCGCCGUGUGUUGCGUGUCUGGAAAGAAAUCCAGCAAAAGUCUUUGGCGGGUGAAGAAGACAUCGAGGAACUUUUGGGGCAGCUUACUGAGGAGCAAGACCAAUACCAGCGUCUCCUUCUCCAGACAAGCCAGACUUUUGGGAUUGAUCAACCGGACAAAUCCUUCCAGAGGCAUCUCCUGCCCAGCUGGAGGACUCUUCUAGGACCUGAGGACGAUGCCAUCUUCGCCGAGGAGAUGAAGCGCGACUGGGUAUCACUCUCGCAGCCACAAAAGCUUGAUCAAAUGGUCAGCCGCAUGCUCGCAACCAGGAUUGGACGAUGGGUCUUUGUAAGUAUAGCCCGUCAUCCCGACUCCUUGAUGGAAGGUAGUGACACCCAACAGAGACCGUUCUUGGCCGGGAAGGAGAAGAUCGGGGGGACCACGAUGUACAACUACCACGAGGGUCUCAUAAAAGCCCUGAUUUUGGUUGGUUUCAGCUGCAUUAUCGGUGUCUUCGCAUGUGCUCCCGUGGCCAUCCAGUCCCUCAAUGUCAACUCAGUUGCGGGAGAGGUAGCUACAUACCUUGUGUUCAUGAUCGUCUUUGCCUGGUUGAGUCAAGCCCUUCUCCGCGGAGACGAGAAGAUCCUUUUGACCUGCCUUGCGUAUGCUGCCCUCAUGGCGACUGUGAUGAGGCAGGGCGAAUAG
Messenger RNA from Fusarium keratoplasticum, 891 nucleotides. RefSeq lists its product as uncharacterized. The record is from RefSeq and is a predicted model, not a curated record. Lineage: Eukaryota; Fungi; Ascomycota; Sordariomycetes; Hypocreales; Nectriaceae. Bases 1 to 891 code for a protein of 296 amino acids. The transcript is spliced from 2 exons.